AAAAUAUUAUAAAAAUAAUGGAACAAAGAGAUGGAUAAUCAAUUGGUUAAACAAAUGGUUUGGUAUUAGCUACAUUGCCAGGAGAGAGUGAAUAAAAUAAUUUACUUAAUAAGAUAAGUGAAUAAAGUAGUCCAAUGAAAACAGAUCAUUAAAUAAAAUAGAGCAAAGAGUUGUAUACAUAAGAGGAGAUGAAAAACUUUACAAAGAGAGGAAUAAUUUCAUUGAUAGGUGGUGUAAUUUUACAUUUAGAAUUGGGAACUUUCUAUGUUUGGGGUUCAAUAAGUAAUAAUUAAAAAUUAACUUUUUAAUAGGUCCAUAUGUAGCUGCUUGGAUGAGAGAAAAAGAUAAAGGAGUGACAUUAAACUUUAUGGCAAUUAUCUUUCCAAUUCUAGGAGUGAUAACAAUGUCUGUUCUAUCAUUUGGAAUAAAGAUAGCAGAAAGAGUUGGAUUCAAAAUUACAAUAGGAAUAGGAUCAUUCACAAUAGCACUUGCUUUUUUGAUUAUCUCAUUUAUCUAAGAGAUAGGAGGAUUCAUAGCAGUAUAUUGUAUCAUGGUUGGAAUAUCUGGUGGUUUAUUAUACAUGCUACCAAUUAUAUGUGGAUGGAGAUACUUUCCUAAUAGAAGAGGAUUAGUAUCAGGAAUGACAAUUGGAGGAUAUGGAUUUGGAUCGUUUAUCUUUAAUUUUGUGUGUAAAGCAAUAGCAAAUCCAAACAAUCUAAAACCUACAGUAAUAGAAAAUGAAGAUGGAAAAGAUGUGAAAUACUUUGAUAAUGAAGUAGGAAAUAAUGUUCCAUUAAUGUUAUAAGUCUUGGCUGCCAGUUAUCUUGGAUUGGGUAUAAUAGCUACCAUUAUGAUUAAAUUCCCAUCUGAAAUAGAUCCUGAUAAAAUGUUAGCUACUUUAGAUGCAGAAGAACAAAAAAAAAGAAAAGAAGGUGCUCCUGCUCCUCCUCCUCCAGUUUUACCAGCCCAUAAGGAAUGUGUAGAAGUGUAAGAUAUUUUAUUAAUCUUUAUAGUUCUAGAGGAAUUAAACAUCCAUCUUUUGUGAUUCUAUAAUUAAUUGUUUUAAUGUCUUGCACAUUUGGUAUGUUGAUAUCAAAUUGUUAUAAAUAUUAUGGCUUAGAAUUGGGAAUAGAUGAUGCUACUUUGACAGCAACAGGAUCAGUUGCAGGAGUUAUGAAUGGAUCAUCAAGAUUCUUUUGGGCUACUUUGACAGACAAAACAUCAUAUAAAUUCACAUUUACUCUGAUAUCAAUUCUUAAUCUAAUUACUACUGCAAUAUUACCAUAUAAUAAAGAUGGUAUUGGUUAUCUACUUUUAAUUGCUGUUGUUUAUUUAGCUGAAGGUGGACUUUUAGCUACAUAUCCAGUUAUUUGUGCUAAAAUUUAUGGAAAGAAGAUUGGAGGUUUAAUGUAUGGAUUCAUGUUUUUCUUUGUUGGAGUUUCAAAUAUGAUUGGAUAUAUUUUAUAUGCCUUUGCUAGAAAAUAAAUAAAAUGGGAAGGAGUGUUUUGGAUUUGUUUUGCAUUAAAUGUUAUUGGAAUUUUUUUAGGACUUAUUCUUAAGGAAGUAGGAUAUGAUUGGAGAGAUUAAUCAGUUAUUGAUGCAGAAAAAGACAAAGAAUUAUAAAACUAAGCUUAAUUGACUGCACAUCAAAAUUGAAUUAAUAUUUCUAUUUACAUUACU
Paramecium sonneborni is the source of this 1680-nucleotide messenger RNA. The record is from the annotation of a GenBank genome assembly. NCBI's taxonomy places the organism in Eukaryota, Ciliophora, Oligohymenophorea, Peniculida, Parameciidae.